This is a messenger RNA of Anopheles coluzzii, 11497 nucleotides long. RefSeq lists its product as uncharacterized. The record is from RefSeq and is a predicted model, not a curated record. Bases 1782 to 7442 code for a protein of 1886 amino acids. The transcript has a single exon. Lineage: Eukaryota; Metazoa; Arthropoda; Insecta; Diptera; Culicidae. Gene Ontology annotation, molecular function: protein binding.
AAUUGCCAUAUUAUGUCCAAGAAUCUGUGUCAUUAUUUUUGAUCAAACUAUUACAGGCGUCCCCCAAGUUACGACCUCGUCAAGUUACGACGAUUCGCAGAUACGACGAUUUUGAUUUUGACAGUUAAAAGCUAUCGAACUUCGAAGAUUUUUUUUUUAAAUUUCUUAUUGAUAUCCAUAAGGACAGUGGAGGCGUGGUAGGCCCAAACUGAGGUGGCAAGAUGGCGUGGAGGCGUCCGCCAUUCUUCUUCUUCUUUGGCUCAACAACCGAUGUCGGUCAAGGCCUGCCUGUACCCACUUGUGGGCUUGGCUUUCAGUGACUAAUUGAUUCCCCCCCAUAGCAGGAUAGUCAGUCCUACGUACGGCGCGGCGCGAUCUAUUUGGGGAUUGAACCCAUGACGGGCAUGUUGUUAAGUCGUACGGGUUGACGACUGUACUACGAGACCGGCUCACCGGCGUCCGCCAUUAAGGCCGGGAUAAUGGACUGGCAGAAGAAGGCGCGAGAUCGUGACCGGUUUCGGAGACUCCUGAGGCAAGCCAAAACCGCAAAGCGGUUGUAGCGUUGGAUAAGUAAGUAAGUAAGUAUUGAUAUUACACAUUGAUAUAUUUACUUACUUACUUACUUAUCCGGCGGUACAACCGCUUUGCGGUCUUGGCCUGCCUCAGAAGUGAUUGUCUUAUUGAUAUAAACAUUUAAAAAGAUUCACCUACUAUCCAAUCAUGAAUAUUAAUAUAGUGUAAACUAUUUUUGAAGUAAAACUUAUAAAUUAUCUAAUAUUAUUUUAAAUAAAAAAACACGUGUUUAGGAAUGUGUGUUACGGUUACCCAUAGUCCGUGUAAUUGAAAUAUUUCAACUGAGUUUUACGUAAUUGUUUUUAUCGGACUGUGCGUAUAUUUGACAGUUUCUGUUUUGUAUGUAUUGGUGCGAUUAGGAUAGCGGAAAAAGAAUUCGAUCGAUCUUAUACAAGAACCGACACACCAAGAGCAACGGCUUUGCAUAAGCACACAAAAGUUUCGCGUUAUAAUUCAAUUUAGCAAUUUCAAGUAAAACAUAUAAAAAGCACAACGUAGGGGGUGGGUUUGUGCGAUCAACACGUUUACAAAGAUUUUGAUACUUCAUCUUUCGAAAAACACUCUAUAUUGACAGAUAUUCAAAUUUUUGACUGUGGGACUUUUUUUUCCGGUCCCAAAUACAGUCGUAUAUCGGUAGACACCUGUAUAGAAAAAAUGCGUUUAAGCUAAUGUCACGAAGUAAUCAGGUGUCAAGGUAUCAAAGGACAAUAGUAAUAACACUAUUCACUCAUAUUUACUAUCAUUAGAGGAGAGUCUACUCGUCGUUACAGUACAGAAGAUGCGUCGGCUCCUGUCAAGCAUAACAUCCAAUGAUUCAAUCUCCAUCUCAACGGUGGGCAGUGUCUUUCCUUAUCAAAUACUGAUUAUCCGCAUGCGUGAGUAAAACUAAUCUCGUAAACCCAUAUAAGCCUGGUUUAAAUAAAAAAGCUGAUAUUGGUUGAACUCAAAAUUCGGACGCGUUAUCUUGUAAACAUGUUUUAUCACAUGGAUAAUUUGUUUAAGUAAGUUUAACGUUAUCUACGUAGCUAGCUUUUCGGCUUUAUUGAUUUUUAAGAUAUGUACACCGUAUUUGUUCGACAAACUGUGCAGUCGUAUUUGAACACCUCGUACAUUUGACAUCGGUCCUCACUAUCAUGAGUUGAGAAGAAACGCUUUCAUUGUCCAGCAUUUCUGCACUCUUCGAAGCCAUCUCGAGCAAGGAUGAGACCAUGCUAGCGGAUGCCUUGCGAAUGGCCACCAUCGAAACUGUGCUGUGCUUUGAAUCGACCUACGGAGUUUCGCCGUUAAUUUGGUGCGUUCAAACUGGCGACGUGAGUUAUCUUGGAUUGGUGGAAUGGCUGCUGUCCAGCGGAUUGUACGAUUGCCAAAUGGUUGACAGCAAGGGCCACCCAUUACUAGCCAGCAUAGCCGAGAAGCACACCGACAAUCCUAAGUUUGUGGAAAAGUUAAUUGAGCUUGAGAUCCAUGGAGUGGAUGAGGUAACCGCAUGCUAUAGAAUAUUAAGACAAAACUCGUUGCAAUUACUUAAGCUUUAUAUAGCUCUGAAGAAACUCGACGGAGCAGCAUUGUUUCAACCACUAGCCAACGCCCUGAUUCAGAUAAAUAUCAAAAAUGUGAAAAUUGACUUGAAUCUACGGGUGUUCGUACAGUGGAAGCUCGCCGACUAUGGCCAUCGGCAUUUAUCGGGUGAUUACAAAUCCCCUCCAGGACAAACGACGCACCAUGAGUGGAAGAAGCACAUCAAAGUGAUAAGUGAUUGUUGGAGCGUUAUAGCCGAUAAGUACGAUACUGGUGAUUAUGCAGACAUUGACGACCGUUUAUUGCAACGAUUGAAGGUAAUCCAUAACCAUCUCUACUUCCUGCAGUACAAACCGUUCGUCAAGCACCUGCCGAUGCGAGAGAUGAUCUUUUGUUUGGCAAUAUUUUUAACCAUCUUUCACCAUCCAAGAGAAUAUUUUAUGUUUCGCCUAAUAGUGAAUAAAUGUCUUGUGAUGGAGUUUGUGCACACGAUUGUCAGGCAGGUAGAAUGCAUUGAAGAAAAUCUUGAAAAAAUAGAAGAAGACCUGAAGAUGAUAAGAAAUGCCUCGGAUUCGUGGACCAAUAAUAGCAUAGCAAGUUUUUUCGAGAUACUCGUAGAGAGACUAGAAAUAGCGAAUAUUCCUAACAAAGCGUAUCUUGCUAAGCAACUUCACCAAAAGAGAACGAGACCAUCCUAUACGCUCGUAGUGGAACUGUUCAAAACAAUGAAGAAAUAUGACAAACAGUGGGCCACUUCAAAGAUUCCUGAAAUGAAACAGCUUGUGAAGGAAUGUAGAGAGCAUCUUAUCGCGGCUAUUAAAAAUCAUAUACCAAGCGCGUUACAUCCGGCAAACGUUGCUGAUCGCUUGAUCGCACAAAUGAAAAGCAAUACAUUAAUCGACACAGCUGUAACGGGCAUUGUCGCCAAUGAAUCGUUCAACAUGGAAGCGUUUAUGGGUGGCAAGGAUCGACGAUCUAUAAGAAAGCUACGGAAAUGCUACAAGCACGGUAAACAGUUUUAUUCACUCUGGAAAAUUCACAACUGCUUUUCGGACAUGGACAAAGCUUCCCUGGAACAUCCGGAAGUAGUGUUUUUUGGUAGUGCAAAACGCGCACUAACGGUGCUCGGCGAAUCGGUGAAAAACACGAACAAUACCCCUAAUAUGCCCAACAAAUUGAUUAAUCUAAUGUUUCAAAAGUUCCUAACUUAUCAGUUCACAGAUUGUACCAUCUUUCUUCGCAAUGUCUACGCGAAGCAAUUUUCACUAGCGAGACUGUCCAUAACGUAUGAUAUGGAGAGAGAAAUAUUGAAGGACGUGUCCGAACAAGUGGUACCUUUCUUAUUAAAGUUGCGUAUUUUGUUUAUUUCUGCACUUGCUGGUAUCCGACGCACCUUCUGUGGGAUGCUAUAUCGGUGUGCUUCGCUGGAAGCGUUACGAUCGCUGCUACAGUAUGCUAGCAUUGAUAUAGAUGCCUCCGGUGAAGAAACACAAUGGUACGCAGAGGUGGAAUAUUUUUUUAACCAUGAAACGCCAUAUCCAAAACGGCCAGUGAAGCAUGCAGCUCUUUUUGAACAAGUAGAGCUGCAGUUAAUACAACAGUGUGCCAUCAUUAAAGAGUGGUUGGCAAUGAUACAGACACAGAAUAGAGUACCGUUCUCGAGUUUGCGAAAAACUUGCUUUGCCUGCAACGAUAUCACCACUAUUCGACGAUUGCUACGAUGGAAGCUGGAAUUGUGUUACCCAAAUAAAAUGCUGCAAAGGAUGUGUAACACAUGGAAUUCUUCUACACUUGAGCGGAUAAAUAUUUCAACGCUCUUUCCUUCGCUGUCUGCAAUUGAUCCAGAUACGGUGAGCGGAAAUCUACGAAGAAUUCAGCAAGCAAUGGGUUCUGCGCACAAUUGCAUCGACCACACUAGGAAGCUUACCUGCGACUUCAGAAUAGCUAACAGCAUCGAUGAGACCAUGCUCGAGGAGCUCAACACUAUUUUGCGACCGUACUAUGAUAACAUGUUCCUUCUGGACCAUAAGUGGAAAGCACUUCAAACGUUCUGCAAAAAACAUCAAUUACCAUGGAAUAUCCCACUGGCAGCCGAGCUAAGAGUGCGUGAUCAGGCUCUUUUGCAGCAGCUGUUUGACAAUCGACGAAAAAAGUUACGAUCGUUGCUUGAGAUAUACGGCAUCCGAAAGGUGGAGGAUAUUGUUAUCUUGAUAAAAAAUGAUAAUCCGCUGGUCCUUGCCUCCCUUCAGUAUUAUCAACAGGAAAUCUGCGAAAUGUUGACCACAGUCAGAUACUUUGGAGAUAGUUUCCAUUACCUAAAGUAUCGCCUACCGAUGAUCAUCGGGAAAAGCUAUCGCAAUCUCCUUGCACACGAUAACCUGUCAUACAACGUUCUAACAGACGGAGGAGAUGAAAAGAUAGUGAUCAAUGCAUUCAUACUGGCUCACACGACACAUAACUUAUUCGAUGAAAUGCAAGGCGAUCAGAUCGAGUUCAGCUUCCCCGCUAUAGAAGACACAUACGAGUGGAUCGACGAUCAGCAUCGACUACUGACAGCAGUUAAAUCAGAUGAUGUAGACCGGGUACACGAAAUAAUGCAAACUGGCGGAGAUUUGCGCGGGUUAUUUUGUACUUCCCCUUUCCACCAGAUUGAACGGGUAAACUACUUGCUACAACAUGUUCAUCGGUUUUGUCUUCCGAAUUCAGCCGUCAUUAAACUUUUGGGUCGUUAUUUUCCAACUUUCGCUGAUUACAAUCACCGUCCAGACAUGAUGUUGCAGAGAGCGCUCGUUCGGCAAGACUAUGAAAAAGUUGUUGAGCUUUUCAGCAUUAAAACAGUAGUUAAAAACGAAUGCAAUCUAGAGAGUACAAUCGAAACGCUGAACAGAGUUCCAGUGAAUGUUUUUGCUUGGCCGAUGUUUUUAUCUCGAGUUUUAGCUAAAACGAUGACUGCAAUAUCCUGGCUGGACAAACAAGUAUAUCUAAAUCUAUUUCUCGACUACGGUAAUGAGUCAUGUGCUCGGGAAAUGAUUUCUAGUUAUAUUAAGAAUCCCGAACAAUCUACAGUAAGCCAUGCGAUGAUACGUGGAAUGUACUCGGUGGUCGAGUUGUUGGUGCAAAACACGUCCCGUCUACAGACAAAUGAUAUGGAGCUGGCGAUCAUUAUGCAUUGGAAUGAUCUGCUGCCUGCUAUUGCAGUCAAGAUUGAGCUCGAUGCAAAAGAGUACGUGACUCUGCUAGAAACAGCUGUAAAGGUAAACAACGAAAAGGCGGUAGAAUAUUUGCUUCACGACAAGUUGAAGCGUACCGCGAAAGCUCUUAAAGUGUGUAUCGUUACUGCUGCACUUCAUGGCAAAUUGUUAAAGCAAUUGCUAGAAGAUUUUCCCAUCAAAGAUUGUACGGUUCUUUCCACUGCCCUUCAUCGAGCUGCUUUACAUUGCCGGUGGCGUUGCGUAAGAACUCUGUUAGAGACAAAAGCAGCGGCUGAUGUGUUUAUGUCUGACUUUAAAAGUGUGGACGCAAACGCUCUACUCUUGCUUGUCACUUGUGAUCAAGUUCAGCUCAUUGGAAAAAUUGAAUCCGUAAACCCUGCGGUCUACUGCACACGGAUGCAGCAUCCUUUUGCUGUGGCUAUACGCUAUAGUACAGAUACUCCUAGAAUGAUUGCUUCGUUACGCCUGCUAGGUUUCGGGUGGCUAGAUUGCACCUCGAUUCUACACGAAAUAAUACUUCAAGGAAGCGACGAACCCUCUUGGAAUGCAAUAUGGAGUGACAUCGAUGAUCAGCUGUCUAAGACAUUUACUCUCAAUUCUGAUCACUGCACUUUAGCUAUCAAUGUGCUGCAACGCUGGAAAACGAUCGCGUUCGUCGAGCAAAUCAAAUCGAGCAAUACUUCCUUAUGCUGUGCCAUACAAUCAAACGACAUAUCAAUCCUUCGGACACUACUCAGCCGGUCCCGUGAUAUGAGGAACCUCAACAAUAAUAGCAUUCUUCAAGAGAUUGUGUUCCAUAUCGGUUCUUCGAUUGUUCGACUCGAUACCGAGCAUGAUCAAUGGGAUGUGCGGACAUGCUGCGACAAGAUGAUCAACAGAAUGACCCACAUGUUUGCGAGUUCGAAUGAAAUGUGUUGGCAGGAGUUUACAAUCGUUUGCGGUGAAGUGGUGGUUCACUUUUCUGUGUUUGCUUCUGAAGAAAUAUCCCAACCAGUGGCAGUAGAGUUCAUUAUCAAAGAUACCACCAGGCUUAUUGAUAACCUGCAGGAUGUACAAAUCAUUGCAAAUGAAGUUUUCAACAAACACACAGCAGUACAUGCUACGUUUACUAAAGGCAAUCGAACCGUACAUUUCUGGCGUUUGGAAGACUUGUCCUGUGCGUACGAUAUUUACCCUCCAGAUAGUGCCAUCGAUCUGUCACCCAUCUUAAAUGUUCAAGUAUUAGCUGGGCAAACAGUGUUGCAUGAAGCAAUGAUGUGGGAAGUGGAUCAAGAAAUGAUACAACUACUCGUAAAGAAUGGCGCAAGCCCUCUCGUAGUAGACGCAUGCGGGGACACACCAAUCAACGGAGCUCUACGAAACUUUCCCAUGCCGGAAAUGGCAAUUUACUUAAUCGAUGAAUGUCUGCGACAUGAUUUACGAGAUGCCGAGGGAUCUACAUUAAAGGAUGCAGUAUAUAAGCAUCAGCUGCUGGUCGAUGCCGCUGUUAAUGGACAAACGAUUGCUGUAAAACGCUUCUUACAGCUCGAUAUAGACCUAACUACCGCAUACAGCGACGGUAAAACUGUGGCGCACCUGGUAGCAUGCACACAGUUGGCCAAUUCGGUACAUAUGAUGGAAAUGCAUCUAGACUACGAUAGCCGCCUGGUAGAUAUGGUAGAUGUGAACGGUUGCACACCGUUGGCAUACACAGCUGAAGUCGGUUCCGUUGCGAUGCUUAAUUUGAUAUUGGAAUACAAUCCUAAACUCGAAAUGAUGCCGACUAGUAGAAUUGCACUCCGCACUGCCAUUUGCGAACACCAGGUAGGGUGGGCCAAACGUUUUCUGGGCGUACUGCACGAAAAACAAGUUCGUGGGAUAACUUCCAUCGAUGGAGAUGACGAGGAUGAUGAUCUGAUUGUUCUAUCACUAAAAUGCAAUGACUUGCAAUUAUCGAAGGCAUUAAUUGAGUACGAAUUGGGCCAUCCCGUAGAAGAAACGGCUAAAGACAAUCUUCCUCGAAUCCAAAAAAUUCUUCAAUCUACUACUUUAUACGGACGUCACACGAAGCGUAAACUUUGGCGUAAACUGAAUUUCAGCCAUACUACCCUGAAAUCUUUUGACAGGAAGUUUACGCUCUCCCAUACAAAUCAAGCGUAAACUUUUUGAGUUUACGCCUCGUGUGACGUCCGUAUUAGACGAGCCACGGGUGCCUAUGCAGAUAUUGAUAGAGAUAAACAAUUUGGCUGGUGCUAAAGAGUUCUUCGCCAUUCUAAGAAACAUAAGUGCAAAAAUUACACAAACUGCAGAUAAUAAAUAAGGCAAUUUAACCCCAGUAACACAGUGGAGAUUAUGAAAAUGGAAUAAUAUAUGGAUCUACUGCAACAGUGCCAAGAAUUGAAUUAGUAAAAGAUAAGCAUUUGUAUCAAAAAUGUAUUUACUUAAAAAAUAAUGUUGUAUAGAAAAUAAAUCCACAAUGAAAAAUGAAUUCAUUUUUAAAGAGAUAUUCAAAAUUAUAUUGCCUGAAAAGUAAAUUUAUUACACCUUAUUUGGAGGAUUAAAAACGCGAGACCGUAUCGCCGGAUAAGUAAGUAAGUAUUUGGAAGAUCUUUAAUCUCCAUUUUCACAUAUUUACAAAAAAUGAUGGGUGCAGAUGAAAAAAAGUAUGUAACUGAAUGUGCGAAUAUGACAAAUGAGUGAAUAAUCUGACAAUUACAUAGCCCUAAAACUCCAGAAAUUGGCCGGUCUCGUAGUACAGUCGUCAACUCGUACGACUUAACAACAUGCCCGUCAUGGGUUCAAUCCCCAAAUAGAUCGCGCCGCGCCAUACGUAGGACUGACUAUCCUGCUAUGGGGGGGAAUCAAUUAGUCACUGAAAGCCAAGCCCACAAGUGGGUACAGGCAGGCCUUGACCAACAUCGGUUGUUGAUCCAAAGAAGAAGAAGAAGAAAACUUCAGAAAUAGUCAUUUUUUGCAAGAUUUUUAUGCACUACGUUUAGGGAACUCCAUCACAUCUUUCCUGGGUGUUACAUAUUAAAUGUUGUUAGUGACUUCGCUUCAACCGAGCUUCGAGAUUGCCGAGCUCCGAUUUCGACCGUUCCUACUCGAGAUAGAAAUACCUUCUCUUUUAAGUGAUUUGAAUCAGAGUAUAAAAAUGACUAUAGAGAUUUGAAUCUUUAUCACACUCUUUAAAGAUUCAUAAAAAAUACACAAUAUUUGUCCUAUUACUAACACUUGUUUCAUUUCAUUUCAUUUCAUUUCAUUUAUUUAAUACAAUAUCCGCCAUCAAGGCUAAAUAUAAUAGACUUAAAACUAAUUUAAUACUAACAAAUAAACAAAAUAAUUCAUGAAAAACUAAGCCUAACUAACCUAGUCUUGACCUAGCAAAAAAGAAAAGAAAAAAAACAAGAGUAGAGCGUAGAGACUAUCAUAAACUUAACAAAAACAAAAAAAAGAGAGUAAUAGAAAACUAAGGAGAAUAAUUAAAGGGAAUUAGAAGAAAAAAUACGGUUACGAAAAGAGUUAAGAGAGGAGUCGAAAUCAAAGAGAUAGUAAAAGUGGUUAAACAACCUGAAACAGGACAGAAGAGGGUCAUUGAAAGUAUAAAGAGUAUGACGUGUUUCAAUUGACAGAGGAUCACGUGGACGAAGAGAACGAGAGGGAACAUACAGCGAGAUGGACGAGAGUAAAUCAGGAGCAUCAGUAGCAGAAAGUAAUAAGCCACCAAUAAAACAAGCCUGAAACACUUGGCGGCGGAAGCUUAAGGAGUGAAGAUUGAAUAACUGUAAUCGCGUUUCAUAGGAAGGUAGUGAGGCAGCACCGAACAAACGACGAAAGGCAAUCCUGGUAAAGAGGCGCUGAAUGCUUUCAAUUCUCGAACAGCCAUCAAUAGUGGGAGGAUUCCAGAUGAUACUUGCAUAUUCAAGAAUAGGCCUUACCAAAGCACAAUAAAGGAUUCUUAGGAUGCUUUGAUCUCUAAAAAUAGAGGUAAAACGUAAGAUAAACCCAAGGGUUCGAUUUGCUUUUAGUAGCACCUCAUCAAGCUGCAGUUUAAAGUUAAGACGACAGACAAGUAUAAUACCAAGGUCACGGAUGGACAUAACACGAGAGAGGGAAGCGCUAGAGAGAGUAUAGUUAAAUAAAAUAGGAGAAAGAGAGUGAGAGAAAGAAAUAACAGAACAUUUUUCGGGACACAGGCGAAGUAAAUUGGAUGAACACCAAUGAGCAAAUGCAUUGAGGUAAUGCUGAAGUCUCAGACAAUCAGAAGAAGAAGACACAGGUAAAAAGAUUUUGAUAUCAUCCGCAUAAAGGAGAUGACCAUCAGGAGGUAAAACAUUACAAACAUCAUUGAUGAACAAAGAAAACAGAAGUGGACUUAGCACACAACCCUGAGGGACACCUGACGUACAAAAAAACUCCUCAGAAAAGUACGACCCGGUUUUAACCCUGCAUGAUCGAUUACUUAAAUAUGAGGACAGCCAGCUAAUAAUGCCAUCACCAAAACCAAGUUUAGACAAUUUAGCUAAUAAUAAAGACCCAAGCGCCACAGAUUAAGCUUAAACGACUGGAAAAUUGAAUAUCCAUAGAAAAAAAUGAAAGCUCCACAGCUUCAUUGGUUUGAUCAAUAGAUGGCGUAUUACAACUCAUCAUUAUAUUGCUAUCCUUUUCUUGCAAUGUGUUUCGACAAGUUUCAUCUUAUCAUGACCUAAAUAGCCUUAUAACUUUCCGAGCAAAAAUCUACAUGAAUGGUCGUGUGGUCAGAUACGUGGGUACCAACACCAACGACCAUUACUCAAAUCUCACUUCCUUCAGUGCUGGUGGUUUGCGUUGGAGUUUAGUAUUUAAACAAGCGUAUCGCCGUUCUAGUUCUAGCGAUGCAUAACUUCAAUGCGAAACCAUACAACAGUACAGAGGAAAUGAGAAAGCUCUCCUCCAAGCAAGGAAGCUGAACUAGUUGGGUAUCCCACAAAAAGAUGGCGCCACCAGCUUUUUUGCUAUUUUUAGAAUGCAUGAGUCGUUUGCCGUCUGCUAAACGAAGUCUUUCUAUAUUCCGUUUAGGUAGAGAACUUAAGUCGUUUAGAAGCCGUUUAGUGGUCGUUUAGUGGAUUUGUGGCACUUGGGGAGUGAGGUAAAAGCAGCAUGAAAGUCGGUGUAUAUGCAUCAAGUUGGGUACCGGCCUCAAAAGAUCUAAAAAUAUUGGAAAUAAAAGACAUGAGAUUAGUUGAAGUAGACCUACCAGGCAUAAACCCAUGCUGUUUAGGGCUAAUAGCUGAACUACAACUAUGAAGUAUGGUUGGAAGGAUACAUAGCUCAAAAGUUUUGGCUGUGGCGCAAGUUUGGGUUAUCCCACGAUAAUUAGAAACAAUGCUACGGCAUCCCUUUUUGUGUACCGGAAAAAGCCAACAGGAUUUCCAAAGAGCAGGAAAAACCCCAAGAGAAGUUGUUGUUUGAAUAGUUUAUAGAGGCUUUGGCCCCAACGGAGGUCUUUUGCUUCUUAAAUUACUAACACUUUACUCAAUUUCAGAUAUUUAGACCCAAGAAGGAAAUACUAUUGAACAGUGGCAUUUACAACAAUACCAAUGUGAAAUGUGGCAAUGGAUUAUAGAAAUUAGCAUGCGAUAAUUCACAAGACUCAAGCAACAUGCCUUUCGUGGAAAACAGGCGAAUGUCGGCCAAAAGGUCCAAAGGCUCUAUAAAAAAUGCCUCUCGUGUGUUCACGCCUCGUAGAGACCUUCACUCCGAAACAAGAACUGACUCUCUGACUGCGUGGUGCUCAAUCAUAUAUCUCGAAAGCCUGUAAUGACCGGUAUGACUAGUCGUAACGCCAAAUAGAAAGUAGAUGGAUUGUAUAACGCGUAUUAAUUUUGAGUAGCAGAAUCAAGAUGUUACAGCAGCAGAACGUUCCAAAAGCAUGAUUUAAUAAUUUAUGGAAUUUGCAAAUCGAACAAAUAUUAAAUACUUACAUGCUUUCCACUGGUAAAACAACACCGAGCAAUGCAUGGGCAAUUAAUUUCAUGUAAGGGAACUUCAUUUCACUUUAGCUUUUCGGAGAAAAUUGAGAAUAUAUCUAGCGGAUGUGCCACUGACAUUCUUUAUAAUUACAUAAUUCACAACUGCUUUUUUGUUGGUUCUGAAUGGCAGCAAAGUGUUUUAAUGCAAUGUGCACUUACAUGUGAAUUUUAUGCUUACUGUGCUACACUUCGCAACACAACAGA